CCCUGAUCACACCCCCAUCCUUCAGCCAUGCCUGCUCUUGCUCUGUGCCUCCUGUGGGCUCUGGCAGCAGCAGUCCAGCCUGCCCCAGUGGCCCCCAUGGGUGGCCAGGAGCCGGCACAGCACGAGGAGCUGACCCUGCUCUUCCAUGGGGCCCUGCAGCUGGGCCAGGCCCUCAAUAGCGUGUACAGGGCCACGGAGGCCCGACUGACAGAGGCCGGACAGAGCCUGGGCCUCUAUGGCAGCGCGCUGGGGCUUUUGGGACUACAAGUCAGCCAGGGCCGGGAUGCAGCGCAGGAACUUCGCAUGAACUUGCUGGAGAUGCAGCUGGAGGAGGAGGAUCUGCAGCUGCAGGCAGAGACCACAGCCCGGGUGCUAACGGAGGUGGCCCAGGCACAGCAGAAGCUGCGGGACAGCGUGCAGCGACUGGAAGUCCAGCUGCAGGGUGCCUGGCUGGGCCCCGCCCGCCAAGAAUUUGAGGCCUUAAAGGCUCACGCUGACAAGCAGAGCCACUUCCUGUGGGCCCUCACGGGCCAUGUGCAGCGACAGAGACAGGAGAUGGCAGCUCAGCAACACUGGCUGCGACAGAUCCAGGAGAGACUCCACACAGCGGCGCUUCCAGCCUGAGCCUGCCUGGGCAGAACUGAGGACCAGUCACGAAGCAAGGACACUUCCGUGCUCCAUGCAGCCCCCAAGCAGAGAGGAGCUGCCUGUCCAGUGGGGUUGGCCAGGGCACGCCGCUUCCAGCCCCAGGGCAGAGACAGAAGCAGGCGGGGUAGAAGGCAGAGGACACGGCCCCACUGGGGAGGGUGCAGGAAGGACGUGUGUCCUUCCAUGCUCACACACCCUGCAUUAAAGCAGAGCAGUGGCAUUUCACCUUGGGUGUC
Molecule: messenger RNA, 884 nt
Organism: Sciurus carolinensis (gray squirrel)
Lineage: Eukaryota; Metazoa; Chordata; Mammalia; Rodentia; Sciuridae
Gene: Angptl8
Product: angiopoietin like 8
Exons: 4
Coding region: 28-624 (198 amino acids)
Biological process (GO): regulation of lipid metabolic process; triglyceride homeostasis
Source: RefSeq, a predicted model, not a curated record